Molecule: messenger RNA, 2445 nt
Organism: Symbiodinium natans
Lineage: Eukaryota; Dinophyceae; Suessiales; Symbiodiniaceae
Source: the annotation of a GenBank genome assembly
AUGGAGUCGUAUGGAAGCAUCCCGCUUCACUCUGGCAGCCAGGCCAAGCCGCUUCGCCAAAGGUUCAACUUGUGCCCGUUGACAUACUGCCUUUUCGGGCCCUGGCUUGUGUUUGUGGCGAUCCUUGGGGUCCGCUCCUUCCAGCUGCGGCACAAGCACGUGGCCGUUGCGAACGCGCUGACGGCUGCUGUAUGGCUCUUCACCCUGUGUGUGGGGUUCUUUGCCUUGGAUCGAACCGCGCGGAAGUUUCGUGGGGAGGUCCUCCAGGCCUCGUGGAUGAGCUUCACGGCCCUGGCCAUGCUGCUCGCCGCCUUCUGUGGAACUCUGACAGGGGAGUACAACUAUCAGGUGAACAUGUCGCCAUACUUUGAUGUGGCAAUGUUGCAGACCUACCUGGACGUCGAUCCAGUAAAUGCAAGGGGCGAGCACCUCAUGGACGCGGGGCGCAUCGUUUUCACCAAGGCAUCCCACCUGGACAUCAAGCGCUCCAUGGGGUUCAUGGACACCGAUGUCUGGUGUGUUGCGCCCAUCACCACGCGCGACCUGGACGGGAACAGCACAGUUCCCGCCAUCGCUGACUUCUGGGCCGUCGGGAAGAAUUGCUGUGCGGGCAGCGCAGGAGGCGACUUCCGCUGCGGUUCGUGGUCAGAUCGCUUCGCCCACGGCGGGCUCCGCCUGCUCGACGAAGCGGAGCGGCCCUUCUACAGGCUGGCGGUCCACCAGGCGCAGGCAGCCUUCAACCUCCAGGUGCUUCAUCCCAUCUUCCUGCAUUGGAUGCCUGAGCCUGUGGAGGAAGUCGAGGCGUACAAGAAGGGAGGACACAGGCAAGUUUCACCUAUCUUCGAAGCCAUGACAGACCCAGCGCGUGGAAGCCAGGAACAGUUCCAAGCAGCCUUCCAACAGCAAAGGGAGUUCUACGCUGGCAGAACGGAGAUCCGUACAGUACAGGGGGCGUUCUUUGAGGAGCACAGUCGCAAGAGGCGUGAGCCCCCCACGCCGGUCGCCUCAGGGCUGACCACACCGCAGGAGGGCACCCCAGUUCCGACAGACGGCCCGGUGAGUGGAUUGGUGGUACCAACCCUUCUGGAAGAUGAAACGGCCUUCCAAGUCACAGCCGGUGAGUUGGGCGCAGAUGUGAACAACCCGCAAUCGGUGCAGCAGGUUUUGGCCGCUCCUGUCCACACCGCCAAGGACGUGUUGCGCAUCGUUCGUGGGUACCACAAGGCAGUGGUGCGUCCUGAAAUGUACGGCCUCGUGCUGCAGCUGGAAAGUGCGUUGCUCAAGGUGAACGACGCAGUCUUUAGCUGUCGCCGUGAACUGGCCUUCAUGACGGCAGACAAUCGCUCGGAGCAGAAGAGGUCGUGCGGCUUGCUACUGGUCACAACUGGCUGGCCCAACGGUCUCAAGCCGGAGCAACGUGAGUUCAUGAUCGGCUGGAUGAUUGAGCAGCUCCCAGAGGCACAGAAUUUCCUGCGCAACCGUGGGUUCCUUCGCGAGGAUGCCGACCACACCGCCCAACACGCGCAGAUGUGGUUCAAUAUCCUCAACACGGACCCUACCACGGUACCCCAGGGUACCUUCUGGAGUGGAAUGACGAUGCUGCACUUCAAAUCCUGGGACCUUCGGCAGGCAUUUUUAAAGCGGUAUGGAGGGCAGGGUGGAACCCCUCUCUACACCGCCCCCACGGUGCCAAUCACCGGCAAGCACGUCCGCGUCUCACCUUGUUCACCUCAGUGGCAGCGAAAACUAGAGAUGCCACUGAGGGUCGUCAUUUCGGUGCUGAAUGCACACCCUGAAACACAGGGAAAGAGGCUCAUCAUCCUUUGGAAAAGCCUCACAAUUAUGGAGCCAGUCGAGGGUCCGGACUUUAAACCCGACCACACCGCCUGGUGUCGGCUUUUUUACGAGGAAGCCGAAGGCUCCUUUCAGGCCCGGUUGGAGACGGCCACACCGCUGACCCGUAUCAUGCACUCUCCUCCUACCACGGUGGGGUGUAAGGAGGAGACGCUUUUUGCAGAACACUGGAAUACGGUGAUCUGGGGCACGCAAUUCGAGUUGGAUGAAAUGGAGCGUAUCGCUUACCGGCAGGCCAAGAAUGAUGGCCACACCGCCGGAAAAGGGACCUUUGUGGGAAAAUCCCGCAAGCAUUGGUCCAAUGUAGUGCUCCACAACUCCUAUUUCUCGCCGUACCCUUUUGAGCUCCAGCACAACGCAGUGGAGCAAGUUGCGUUCGUCUGGGACGAACUUUGUCAAAAGAUGGGCGUCCCAGAACAACAGGUGGGCGACAUUGCAGCCGCCACCUACCAAGGGAAGCCCGUCGCACCCGACGCCGCUAGCCACACCGCCGCGGCAGAGGACGUAGAGAUGGAACGUUCCGAGAACCCUUUUGCAAAGGCCCCACCGCCCACAAGCAAGGGCGCAGGCAAGCAAGGCCACACCGCCUGA